AAGUGCAACACAGACUAUGGUCUCCUAUGGCUAGUUCUGUACUUUAUAUUUCCUACCUGUGAGUUUGCCAAUGCAGUAAUCCAUUUAUCUGAUUCAGAAUUAUGGUAUGUCCUUAAUUCUGAAGUAAAUUGUAUAGACAAUAUGAAAAUAUGCACAUAUUAGGAAGCAAGGUUAUAAUUAUUUUGAACAGAGCUGGAAACAUAAGUUUUGUUGCAAAUACUUAUUCAGAAGCAAAGGACUCCCUAAAAUGUUUACAUUAUCAGAUUUCAAUGUAGCUUUCAAAGAUAAUUUUCAUAAUUAAUAUGCUGGGAAUUUAUUUUUGUUACAAUAUGAGUUACAGUGUUCUUUCUUUGAAGGUUUGGUCAAACAUUCAUUUUGUGAAUGUAGAAUGCAAAAGAAGAUUAUAGACUGAUAUAGAAAAAAAUGAAGAGAAACUUAAAUGAAAAUUCAACUCGAAGUACAGCAGGCUGUUUGCCUGUACCAUUGUUCAAUCAAAAGAAGAGGAAUAGACAGCCAUUAACAUCUAAUCCACUUAAAAAUGAUCCAGGUAUCAGUACUGCUUCUGACAGUUAUGAUUUCCCUCCAAUACCAACAGAUUGGGCCUGGGAGGCUAUGAAUCAAGAGUGGGCUCCUUUAACAAAAACAAUGAACACAAGCCAAAUACCACCUUCAGUUUCUCAUCCCCUGAGAAGUCAAGAUUCUAUUCCUAAAUCAAUUCAGUCAAAUACUGCAAGAAGCCAAAGUGGUUGGAGCUACAGAGAUGACAACAAAAAUACCAGCUUGAAAACUUGGGAUAAAAAUGACUUUAGACCUCAAUGUAAAACAACAAAACUAGUGACAAAUGAUGGAAAAAAUUCUUUUCCAGUGAAUUUGGGAACUCAGAUACCACAGAAACAAUUAAGGGUAUCUGAAACUCCUAAUUUAUCUUAUCACAGAGAAACUGAGGUUCCCAGACAAAUGUGUUCAUCAAAAGUUUCUGGCUCCACAAUAAAAGGCCCAGAUAAAAACAGUGAAUUACAGACAUUUAAGCCCAAUUUUCAACAAAAUCAAUUUAAGAAAAAAAUGUUGGAUGAUAUUCCAGAAGAAAACACUCUGAAGGAAGCCUCAUGUCGGUUACAGUUUAAGGAAAAAAAUAAUUCUCUAAGAAUUAUUUCUGCAGUUAUUGAAAGCAUGAAGUAUUGGUGUGAACAUGCAAAGAAAACUGUACUUCUUUUUGAGGUGUUGGCUGUACUCGAUUCGGCUGUUACACCUGGCCCAUAUUAUUCAAAGAAUUUUCUUAUGAGAGAUGGGAAAAAUACUCUGCCUUGUGUAUUUUAUGAAAUCGAUCGUGAACUUCCAAGACUGAUUAGAGGCCGAGUUCAUAGGUGUAUUGGAAACUAUGACCAGAAAAAGAACAUUUUCAAAUGUGUUUCUGUCAGACCAGCAUCAGUUUCUGAACAAAAAACUUUCCAGACAUUUGUUGAAAUUGUAGAUGCUGAGAUGAGUUAUUAUACUAAAGUAAUGAAUGAAAUUUAG
Molecule: messenger RNA, 1515 nt
Organism: Marmota monax (woodchuck)
Lineage: Eukaryota; Metazoa; Chordata; Mammalia; Rodentia; Sciuridae
Product: spermatogenesis-associated protein 22-like
Exons: 8
Coding region: 424-1515 (363 amino acids)
Biological process (GO): homologous chromosome pairing at meiosis; gamete generation; regulation of meiotic cell cycle
Source: RefSeq, a predicted model, not a curated record